AUGUCAUUAUACUCAUCAUCCUCUUCGUCCUCCACACAAAACCAAAACCAAUUUCUUACCGCUUUGUGUGACUUCAAAAUAAUUUACACCAUUGACCAAUUACUUGAACUUAGAAAUGACUUUACUAAGACUUGUAUUGAGCCCUCCGAAGGUAAAUCAUUUGGAAAUGAUUUCAAAGAAGAAAAUCCCAAGGAUCCAAUUUCCGCCAGAAAUCAUAUGUUCAGCAAUUCCAAAAGACACUCAAAACCUUUGAUCCUCAGUCCAGAAAUGAAUGAAUUAUGGUGCUUGAGCUCUACUGAGCCUUGGAAAUAUUCAAUUAUUGACAGUAAGAGCUGGACCCGUUGUUUAUUUUAUUCAUUUUUUCGUUUAAUGCUAGAUUUUACUAAUCAAAUUUUAGACCAUUUAACUAGCAACCCCCAAAAAUAUCACCAUCAAAGCAACAAUUCAGAAUACACCACUUCGAAAUCACACUCCUCAACUUUCCAAGAAUAUACCUAUUCUUCAGCUCCAACAUCUAUUAGAUCUCAAAAUCUUGUUAACAGGUAUUCUGCAAAUGGUUAUUACGGAUAUCCGGAUCCAUUUGCCGAUCAACAACAAUCAGCAAAAGUCCAGCAACAGCCACACAGCACCAAUAAUUGGUAUCAAAAUUCCGGGAGCCACGAAGUCAAUAAUAAUUCGCACUAUAAAAACUACCCAAAUUUCAACAAUUUACAUCAAAUGCCUUCACAAAUGCCAGACUUCUACUCAGCCCCGGGUUUUAACAAGUUGAAAAGUUCCAACAACUUUAACAAUAAUAAUGAGAAUUAUAUUCUAUACGACCCUAAUACUAAUAUUUCAUACUAUGUUAUUCAAAAUCCAGAACAAAUAAGAGCUGCUGCUGCUGCCGCUGCUAGCCAAAUGAAAAACCCUCAAUACUUGAGUGCCAAUAGUCCAGAUUACUAUUAUUAUUAUAAUGAAGAUAAUAAUAAUUAA
Molecule: messenger RNA, 972 nt
Organism: Saccharomycopsis crataegensis
Lineage: Eukaryota; Fungi; Ascomycota; Saccharomycetes; Ascoideales; Saccharomycopsidaceae
Exons: 1
Coding region: 1-972 (323 amino acids)
Source: RefSeq, a predicted model, not a curated record